Messenger RNA from Anoplopoma fimbria (sablefish), 2016 nucleotides. It is a transcript of the gene lmf1, whose product is annotated as lipase maturation factor 1. The record is from RefSeq and is a predicted model, not a curated record. Bases 6 to 1739 code for a protein of 577 amino acids. The transcript has 11 exons. Gene Ontology annotation, biological process: protein maturation. Gene Ontology annotation, cellular component: endoplasmic reticulum membrane. Lineage: Eukaryota; Metazoa; Chordata; Actinopteri; Perciformes; Anoplopomatidae.
UAAACAUGGCGGCCGCCGGUGACAGCUCGCAGAGCUCCGUGAGGAAACGACGUGUUGACAGCAGAACGACGGAGUCAAAGUGUGCCGACAGCAGCGAGGAGCAUGGAGCGGACAACCGCGAAGACCCGGAGGAAGGACAGAGACUCCGGCCGCUACAGACCGGGACCUACUGGCUCACUCGCAUCGUGCUGCUGCGCUCCGUCGCCUUUAUUUACCUUGUGGCCUUCAGCGUCGCGUACAACCAGAACAAGCAGCUGAUAGGCGAGCGUGGCCUGAUGCCCUGCAAGGACUACCUCAACAGCGUGAAGCGCUAUGUGGGAGGAAAGAUAGGCAUGGCCGCCUUCGCCUACACACCCUCCAUCCUAUGGUUCCUAGACUGGAGCGAGAUGGAUGCCAACCUGGAUGGCAUCGCCCUGGUGGGGAUGGCGCUGUCUGCGUUUGUCCUGGUGACGGGAAUGGCCAACAUGGUGGUCAUGGUUACGCUGUGGGUGCUUUACCACUCCUUGGUCAGCGUGGGACAGCUGUGGUACUCCUUCGGUUGGGAGACUCAGCUGUUGGAGACAGGAUUUCUGGCCAUUUUCCUGUGUCCGGUGUGGACUCUAUCCCAGGUCCCCCGCCGCUGUCCCCCCUCCCUCAUCUGCAUCUGGACCUUCAGAUGGCUCAUCGUUCGCAUCAUGCUAGGAGCUGGUCUCAUAAAAAUCCGAGGCGACAAAUGCUGGAGGGACCUCACAUGCAUGGACUACCACUACGAGACCCAGCCAGUUCCCAACCCCAUGUCCUACUACAUGCACCGCUCCCCGUGGUGGUUUCAUCGUUUCGAGACGUUCUCCAACCAUCUCAUCGAGCUCAUCUUCCCGCUCUUCACCUUCUUGGGCAGGCGGAUGUGCAUGGUCAACGGAGCGAUCCAGAUCCUGUUCCAGGUGGUUCUGAUAGUGAGUGGGAACCUCAGUUUCCUUAACUGGCUGACCAUUGUUCCCAGUCUGGCCUGUUUUGAUGACGCGUCGCUCGGCUUCUUGUUUUACUCUGGAGGCGGAGCUAAGAAGGCAGUGCUCGAGAUACAGAAUGAGGAUUCAGCUGGACGCACCCCCAAACCAACCAAAGGUAUGUUGAUGCGCCGGGUGGUGAACAUUUCUUUGGGCGUUCUGAUUGGCUACCUGAGCAUUCCCGUGGUGAUGAACCUGUUCAGUUCCAAGCAGGUGAUGAACACUUCCUUCGACCCGCUGCGCAUCGUCAACACCUACGGGGCGUUUGGCAGCAUUACCAAGGAGCGUACCGAGGUGAUUUUCCAGGGCACUCUAAACCAGGAUCCCAAGGACCCUGAGGCGCUGUGGGAGGAGUACCAGUUCCUGUGUAAGCCGGGGGACGUUUACCAACGGCCAUGCCUCGUAUCACCGUACCACUACCGCCUGGACUGGCUCAUGUGGUUUGCUGCCUUCCAGACCUACGAGCAGAGUGAGUGGGUGAUCCACAUGGCGGGACGUCUGCUGUCCAAUGACAGCGCUGUCCUCUCCCUGCUCGACCACAACCCCUUUAAAGGCAGAGAAACUCCCAGGUGGGUUCGAGGGGAACAUUUCAGGUAUAAGUUCAGCCAGCCGGGCAGCACCAGUGCAGCAGAGGGGAAGUGGUGGCUGAGGAAACGCAUCGGAGCGUACUUCCCUGCCGUGGACCUGGAAGGACUCAGGGGCUACUUCCAGUCCCGGAGCUGGCCCCACCCGCACACAACGCCAAAGAGGAGCUGAAGCCAUGACGCCUGAAUGCAGCAUCAAGGGGAAAUCUGAGGACUUCAGUGGUUGAGGUGGGAGAGAGGUCAGUUCAAAGACAGUUUCAGUGCGAUGCUGCUGGUGUGGGACAAAGGUUCAAAGGACCAAGGAAGCCAUCGAGUGUUUUUUUCUUACAUUGCAAUAUUUCAUGACGAACUGCUUGAUAAAACCUGAUAUUUUCUCCCAAUCAAUGUGAUGCUUUUUAAAGUUUCAUUGAAGGAAUGAAUCUAUGAAUAAAAACUGUUUCACAAAACAA